AUGGGUUAUGAGUCUCAAAUAUCCUUUACACUAGAUACCAUCUGUCCAUGGACCUAUCUCGCUAGGAGACGACUUGCAAAGGCGCUCACGCAAGUCCGAUCUACCGAGCCAGGAGUGACAUUCACAAUCAAGUACCUUCCGUACCAGCUAUACCCGAAUGCACCACAAGAGGGCGAAGACAAGUAUGCCUGGUACCGCGACGCCAGAUUCAAUGGAGACGAAGAGCACAUGCGCAAGUAUGUGGUGCUCAUGACAGCACAUGGAAAAGCCGAAGGGAUCGCAUACAAGUUUGGUGGAAGAGUAGGCAACACUCUUCAGGCGCAUAGAGUCAUUCAGCUCGUGCAAGAGACCAAAGGACCUGACGCAGCAGAGAAGAUUGUCGAUAGUCUAUACCGACAGUACUUCGAGGAGGAGCAACAUCCGAGCUCCAAGGAGACGCUGCUGAAAGCCUGCGAAGAAGCGGGACUUGGCGAGACAGAGGCGAAGAAAGUCGUCGAGGAUGAGGAUGAAGGACUCAUGGAUGUCAAGAUGUUGAUUCGAGAGCAGGCAGGCAACGGAGUGGAUGCGGUGCCAUAUGUUGUCUUCGAAGGUAAGAGACGCGAUUUUACGCUUGAGGGCUGCAAAGAAGUCGACGAGUACGUCAAGGUGUUGCAGCAGGUGGCCAAAGAGAGCGGCUAG
Aureobasidium musti is the source of this 678-nucleotide messenger RNA. Lineage: Eukaryota; Fungi; Ascomycota; Dothideomycetes; Dothideales; Saccotheciaceae. The record is from the annotation of a GenBank genome assembly.